Molecule: messenger RNA, 1396 nt
Organism: Anopheles coustani
Lineage: Eukaryota; Metazoa; Arthropoda; Insecta; Diptera; Culicidae
Gene: Manf
Product: mesencephalic astrocyte-derived neurotrophic factor homolog
Exons: 4
Coding region: 238-783 (181 amino acids)
Biological process (GO): neuron projection development; dopaminergic neuron differentiation
Cellular component (GO): endoplasmic reticulum
Source: RefSeq, a predicted model, not a curated record
CAGGUACACGCGGCCGGGAAGCUGCGGAAUUCUAGAAUCGCCACGAAGUUCGUCCGGAAUCGCCACGGAACGGUCGAUCGCACUGCCUGUUAGUAUUUACCGUUCCAAAACAGUGCAGAGUCGAUCGCUACCAACGAUACAACACCACGCUUGGAAGUGCCCCACAAUCAGAGGGGAUCUAAAAGAGGCUUUUCGCUAGGCGUAUAAUUAAAGAACAAACCCCAACCCCUUUUCACCAUGGCCCAUCGUAUUCUUAGCGGUCGGUUGGUGCUAGUGGCCGCGUUUGGCCUAAUUGUGUUCCUUGUUCCACACAGCAUUGCUCUCAAGGAGGGCGACUGUGAAGUUUGCAUCAAAACAGUGGACACUUUCAGUGAGACGCUGUCGGAUGAGGUGAAGCAAGAACCAAAACGGAUAGAGGACGAGUUCCGGACGUUUUGUAAAAACGUGAAGAAAGAAAGCAAAGAACAGCGCUUUUGCUAUUACUUAGGUGGAGUCGAAGAUUCCGCCACCGGCAUCCUGGGAGAACUUUCGAAACCGCUCAGCUGGUCCAUGCCGGCUGACAAGAUUUGCGAGAAACUGAAGAAGAAGGACGCACAAAUCUGUGAUUUACGAUUUGAUAAACAAAUCGAUGUGAAUACCGUCGACCUGAAGAAGCUCAAGGUGCGCGAUCUCAAGAAAAUUCUCUCCGACUGGGACGACGAGUGCGAUGGGUGCCUGGAAAAGACUGACUUCAUCAAGCGUAUCGAGGAGCUUAAGCACAAGUACGCCAGGACGGAGCUGUAACGUCGCCCGGGUACGCUGGAUCUGGCCGUCAUCGUCACGAUUGUUGGCACCUUUGUAGCAUCCACCAUCUACUGCCGUCUCGCCUCUACCAUCACCUAAUUCACCCCACACAUUAUAUACCACCGGAUGUUAAUUUAUUGCGCACUCGCUUGUCCCUCAUCCGGAAACGGAACAGAAGCGGAACGGAGGUGUGCCUUGUUCACUGUUCGUCUAGAUGAGCGAUACUAGGGCAUUUCCUUGGAGAUGGCAAAACGAGACGACAGACCGAGGCUCAGGCGGAGACUUACUGGUACCGGAUAAGCUCGUUUUUUUUUGUUCCGGUCACAAACGGUACUAUGUUGUGUCAGUGUCGGAUAGGAGAUACGGAAGAAUUUCAAGACAGAGAGAAGGUAUCGGCAAAAGUACAGAAAAAUCGAUAAGCGUUUGCUCUUUACAAUAUCAAAUAUAAAGAACGCUGUCAAAAACUAAUUCGCAACAAUGUUAUUAAAUUCGAAACCUUCUCAACAGUGCGUGAUAUAUCACAUUAACACGUUUCGGAUAACUAGAUCAGACAAUUUCUAAGCAAAAAUAAUUCGUCUUAUGUGAGUCUUUUCGAAAAUAAAAAUGUUGCUUU